This is a messenger RNA of Bicyclus anynana (squinting bush brown), 3112 nucleotides long. It is a transcript of the gene spel1, whose product is annotated as DNA mismatch repair protein Msh2. Gene Ontology annotation, cellular component: nucleus; MutSalpha complex. The transcript is spliced from 17 exons. NCBI's taxonomy places the organism in Eukaryota, Metazoa, Arthropoda, Insecta, Lepidoptera, Nymphalidae. The record is from RefSeq and is a predicted model, not a curated record. The coding region runs from base 274 to 3027 and encodes 917 amino acids. Gene Ontology annotation, molecular function: ATP-dependent DNA damage sensor activity; ATP binding; mismatched DNA binding. Gene Ontology annotation, biological process: mismatch repair; mitotic recombination.
UGUCAAGCAAGUGUCAAAUUUUUAAUUUUGCCGCUAAUUUGUAUUUCCAUUCAAAUACACUAAAAUUAUAAAUAACUAUUAAAUAUCCAUACUCCAUAUUGUUUACACUGUAAUUUGUAUGGAACUAAAAUAAAUAAUAAUUGAAGCACUUAGAAAAUGCAUUAUAAUUAAAAAAAUAUAACCUUUUUUAAAUAUUAUUUUGUGGGUAACUAUUACUUACUUUAAAACUUUUAACAAUAAAUUCCAAUUUACUACCAAUUCACGCGGGUUAAAAUGUCAUCGUUACAACCUAUACAAGCCUUAAAUCUGGAUUCAGUACAGCAACAAGCAUUUGUUAAAUACUUUCAUUCUUUACCUGAUAAACCGCCUACAACCGUCCGUAUUUUCGAUCGCAACGACUACUACAGCGUCCAUGGAGUCGACGCAACUACUUCCGCAAGGGAGGUGUUCUCAUCCAUAUCCAAUAUCAAGAGAAUGGGGAUUGAACCCAACAGGCUCGACUACCUCGUACUUUCGAAAGGAAACUUCGAAAUACUAAUAAGAAAACUGCUAUUGGUACGACGUUACAGAGUGGAGAUAUACGUCACAGAGGGGUCAGUCAAAUCAUGCGAGUGGAUGCUAAAGUACAAAGGCUCUCCGGGAAAUCUUUCGCAGCUAGAGGAAAUACUCGGCGAAGGACUUGGCUCUACCAGUGAUCAGUCGCCUUGCUUGAUGGCUGUUAAUAUUAAAAGCGAUACUGUCACGAAGGGUAGAUUGCUAGGAGUAGCAUGUAUAUCACAGGGCGACUAUCUGCUGUCAGUAUCAGAAUUCACAGAUGACGAUCUGCUCACGGAACUGGAGACGAUCGCCGUGCAAAUGGCGCCCUCGGAGUGCAUCGUUGCUUCUACUGAAAACGAUGAUUACAAAGCCUUAAAAAAGGUAAUGGUCAGGGCAAACAUAACGUUAACCAAACUCAAAAAGUCGGACUUCUCCACCGAAGGGCUCAUUCAGGAUUUGAACCGACUACUCAAGUUCAAGGAGAGCCAACAACAGGACGCGAAUGCUUUCCCUGAGACAAGGAAACAAGUCGCUAUGACGAGUUUAGCUGCAGCUAUAAGAUACACGUCUUUGGUUAAUGAAAACACUAACUUUGGAAGAUUUCGCUUAGUAACCAUCCAGCCGGAUUGUUUCCUGCAUCUAGAUGCAGCGGCUCUCACUGCUUUAAAUGUUUUGCCGGAGUUGGGAGACACGAGCCACGCACCUUCUAGAAGUUUGCUCGGACUUCUAGACAGAUGCAGGACUCAGCACGGGAAAAGACUCUUAGCCCAGUGGCUCCGUCAACCGCUAAGAGACAUAAACCUCAUAAACGAAAGACUGGACAUUGUGGAGUUGCUAGUGAACAGCUCGCAACUUCGCUUGCAAUUGCACGACGAUCAUUUGCGGAGAAUACCUGACCUGCAGGCACUCGCUCGAAGACUAACGAGGAAGAAGGCGAAUCUACAUGACUGUUACCGGAUUUAUCAGGCUAUCAACAGACUGCCGUCAUUGUUGCAAUGUCUGGCAGAGGCGGACAAUGCAACUGUGCACUCGUCACUGGCAGAACCGAUAUCGGAACUGAACGACGACCUCGACAAGUUCCAGCAGAUGAUCGAGACUACUAUGGACAUGAACGCCGUUGAUAGAGGUGAUUUCUUAGUUAAACCUUCCUUCGACGAACAGUUACAAAGUUUAGCCGAAGAAAUAGAGAAACUACAAUCGUCCGCAGAGAAAGAACUCAGCAAGGCCGCUAGAGACUUAGGGCUCGAUAGUGGCAAGUCUAUCAAACUGGAAAUCAAUCCUCAGAAUGGCUUCUACUUUAGAGUAACAAUGAAAGAGGAGCAAUCCCUCCGUGGUAACAAGAAGUACACAAUAAUAGACGCGGUGAAGGGCGGCGUGAGGUUCAAGAGUAACGCGUUAGAGGGCAUCACGGAGGAAUACUUGCAGGCGAAGAGUUCCUAUGAGAAGGUGCAGGACAAUGUCGUUGCUGAGAUUAUUGCUAUUGCUGCCGGUUAUUCAGAAUGUCUCUUCUGCCUAUCUCACAUACUAUCUCGAUUGGACGUAUUGGUAUCGUUCGCCGUGGCCGCUACCACGGCACCGUACCCCUACUGCAGGCCGCUACUAACGGAGGAACUCGACGAGUUCGUACUGAAGGAAGUGAGACAUCCGUGCUUGGAAGUGCAGGAGGGUGUCUCAUAUAUACCCAAUGAUGUGACUUUUAAACGAGAUUCAUGCCUCAUGCAUAUAGUGACGGGCGCCAAUAUGGGCGGCAAGUCGACUUGGAUGAGGUCUUGCGGUGUGGCGGCUCUACUGGCUCACACGGGCUGCUUGGUACCGGCUGCCAGCGCCAAGAUACCUCUGCUGAGGGCUCUGUGCGCGCGAGUGGGCGCCACGGACAGGGAGGACAAGGGGCAGAGCACCUUCAUGUUGGAGAUGAUCGAGUCUGCCGCUAUAUUACGAACUGCCACACCAGAUUCACUGGUGCUAGUGGAUGAGCUCGGCAGAGGAACGUCUACAUAUGAAGGGUGCGGCAUUGCGUGGGCUAUAGCUGAAAAACUAGCAACAGACAGCAAGUGCUUCUGUCUGUUCGCGACGCACUACCACGAGCUGACGCGUCUGCCGAGUCUCCAUCCUCGGGUCGUUGUGAACUCGCACGCCGAGGCGUCCGUGGUGGACCAGCAGUUGCUGCUGCUGCACAGGAUCGCGCCCGGGCCCGCCACGCAUUCGCUAGGACUGCAUGUAGCCAAGUUGGCUGACUUACCCGACACUAUUAUUAAGUACGCCGAAGAAAAACAAGCACAAUUGGAGACGAAUCUCUUUGAAGUGGAGUCAUCUGUGAAGACGGAGGAAACAUCCGAAGGCCAACGACUUAUUGUUGACUUUUUACGAAAAUGCAAGAAAAUACAAGAAACCGUUUCUUCCGACGAGGAAAUGAUGCAAGAAAUCAACAAACUCAAGCAAGAAGUCUUGCAACAGAACAGCAAAUACGUCCGUUCUUUGUUAAUGACAUAAAUAAUGUGGCUGUGACAUUUUAUAAACUACCCUCAUUUCAUUUUUAACUGCAAAAGUAAAUAAAACGUAUUUUUAUUUAAAGAAA